Theobroma umbraticum is the source of this 3048-nucleotide messenger RNA. Its product is annotated as FAM63A-like protein (DUF544). Gene Ontology annotation, cellular component: cell periphery; cytosol. The record is from RefSeq and is a predicted model, not a curated record. NCBI's taxonomy places the organism in Eukaryota, Viridiplantae, Streptophyta, Magnoliopsida, Malvales, Malvaceae. Gene Ontology annotation, biological process: protein K48-linked deubiquitination. Gene Ontology annotation, molecular function: cysteine-type carboxypeptidase activity; cysteine-type deubiquitinase activity; K48-linked deubiquitinase activity.
UGUCGUGCACGUUCUUUUGUGAUCUCUAUCCGUAAGUUUAAAACUCUCUAGCAAAGCAAGUCGUUUUAGUGCCAAAAAAGAAGCAAAGUUUCCUUUCCUUCUUUUCAUAUUUAGUAAACAAUAUUUUUCCGUGAUCGAGUUCGUCUCCGAAGCAAAAGAGGAUUGAGAAUGUCCGCUGCUGCAGCUCCUCAUCCUGAUGCUCCUGCAGCUUCUCCUUCUUCGCCUUCUCCUUCUUCUGUAUCUGAAUCGAAGGAAGAAGCGGUGAAAGAUGAACAGAAUCAAGAACAAGAAAAGCAAGAAGAUAUUAAAGAGUGCAUGCACAAGACUAAGACAAUCCAGUUCUUAGGUCGUACCACCCCUAUCAUUCUCCAAAACGACAAUGGACCUUGCCCUCUCCUCGCCAUCUGUAAUAUUCUCCUUUUAAGGAACAAUUUGAACCUGAGUCCUGAAAUAGCCGAAGUUUCGCAGGAGAAAUUGCUUUCACUGGUGGCCGAGCGCCUCAUUGAUUCCAACAGUAAUGUCAAUAAUAAAGAUGCAGGAUAUGUUGAGAAUCAACAGCAGAAUAUUGCGGAUGCCAUUGAUUUACUCCCACGUCUUGCAACCGGGAUUGAUGUAAAUAUAAAAUUCAGGAGAAUAGAUGAUUUUGAGUUCACUCCUGAGUGUGCCAUAUUUGACCUGCUUGAUAUUCCCCUUUAUCAUGGUUGGAUUGUUGAUCCUCAGGACUACGAAACUGCUAGUGCCAUUGGGUCAAAAUCAUAUAAUGCAAUUAUGGGAGAGCUUGUGGCAUUGGAAACACGAAAUAUGGAGGUUUCACGUAAACAUAAUUCUGAAGAUUGUGUGGAUUUUGCUGCUGCAACAACGGCCACUCUAGGAGUUCCGUCUCCUAGCCUGUCAAAAACCAGAUCUUUUGAUGACUCUCCUCGUUCUGCAUCUGAUCAGCAAAGAUUAAGAAAAGGAGAUCUUGAGGAGGAAGCAGAGUUGUUGAGAGCCUUGAAAUUAUCAGAGGCUGAGUUGCCAACCUCAGUUGGUGAUCCUGGCAGUUUAGAUGAAAGAUCAUGUUUAAAGAACCUUGUUUCAGUAGACUCUGUAGAUACACCAGAGGGGGACAAAGGUGUUGAAGAUCAAAACUUGCAUCCGCAUGAACCAUCCUUUUCUGCUAAUUGCAAUGCCUUGAGCAAUGAUAGUGGUAGUAAGACAUUUUUUGAGACCAUCACAAGGGAAGUGUCCUCAAAGACUGAUGGGGUUAAUCAGAAUCAAUCAUCGUAUGUUAUAUCUGGAGAACUUACCCUUUCUAAUGACGCGGUUGAGAAGAGUGGUGUUGAGACUAUGGUUGUUAAGGGGAGUAGUGCUGAUGAAUUAAUCCAGAUUGAAGGUGCGGUUCCUGUUUCUCUGGCAAAGGGUACUGCAUGUAUAGAUAGAAACAACACUGAAAUUUCCCCAGGGGGUGAAAAGAUUGAGACUCAAUCCACUUCUGCAACUGAUGCUCAAAAAAUUCCAGAUAAUGUGAAUGGAUGUGACAUGACAGAAGUAUCAUCCGUGUCUAUACAAAAUGCCGAUUCUGAUUCAUCUAGUGGAAGAAUGCAUCAUGCUGAUGUGCCAGAAGCUUUUACUUCUAGUCUUGAUGGAAGUGAACCUAUAUAUGAAGGAGAAGAAUGCAUAUUAGAUUCAGUAACAACAACAUAUGAGGACCGGGAGCCUAUAUAUGAAGGUGAGGUGAUUCUUGCAGAACAAGCUGACAAAAAAGCUGUAGAGGGCUGCAAUGUGAGGUCUAAGGAUGAAAUUACUCCACAACAAGGGGAACUGAUUGCAAACUUCUUGAAGAACAACGCCAGUCAAUUGACCUUUUAUGGGCUUUUUUGCUUACAAGAUGGUCUUAAAGAACGUGAGCUUUGUGUUUUCUUUCGUAAUAAUCAUUUCAGCACCAUGUUUAAGUAUGACGGUGAACUCUAUCUACUAGCUACUGACCAAGGCUAUCUAAAUCAGCCUGAUUUGGUUUGGGAGAAACUAAAUGAGGUCAAUGGAGACACGCUGUUUAUGACUGGUAACUUCAAGGAAUUCAAGGUUGAUAGUCAUGCCAGUGGCACUUGGGAUGAACAAAAUGCGAUGGCUAGUACUGCUGACUACAUUGCCAGCAUUGAUAGUGCAGCUCAAGCAGGAUUGGACAUAACCUCUGAUUUACAACUUGCAAUAGCUCUACAGCAACAAGAGUUUGAACAACAGCCGCAGCGUCAGAAUGUGCAGCAGCCACCCGUUGUAGGAGCUUCAAGAUUAGUAACAGGUCCCCAGGUGCCAAGAAACAGUGGAAGGAACUCUUCAUCUUCAUCAUCAAAGCAAGAUGCAAAAUCAAAAGACAAGUGUAUCGUGAUGUGAGUUCUCGCCAUCAAUGCAUUUGGGAGGUCUCUUAUUGUAAAUGGUUUGUCUGUCUUGGUCCCAUUGUAUUUCGACACUAAUAAAACCCUUGAUUAACCAUGCAUGGCAUUUUAGAUCCAAGGUUUUGACUGUAAAAAAGAAAAAGAAGGAAGUAUAUACCGCAAUAGCACUUCAAUCUAUUCAAAGCCUACAAUCAAUCUAUCGUCCAUGCUAGCAGCGUACUCUUCAACAAUUUUUAUGUUAUUUUAAGCAUCCACGUUUCUCGGAAAUUGCAAAUUUUGUGGUCCCAAUCAUAAGCAAGUUCAGCGUGACCCGUGGGAAACUUGAACGCACCUCACCUCACCUCGAUCAUGGAAGCGUAGCCCAGAGUGGAAAAAGUCAUGGUGGGAACAUUGUUAUCAACGCAGCAGCACAUUUGGGACAGGGGCGUGAUGGUGAUGGAGCAGAACAAAUUGACUAGAGCAGCAUUUGGGGAUUCAAUUUUUGAAAGAGUCGGUGUAUGGCGUAGGGUUUGUUCUCUCUGGUCAAUUCUCGAUGCCUUCAACAUCAAUUGCUUCUUGUAGUGUCAGCGUCGACCAAGGUUUGGGCCUUAUCUUUAAGUGACAUGUCACUGGAGUAACCAGAAUCUAUAACCACUUGGCAUCCGGUAAUAAAUGUACGUGUUCAAUUUCUUAGUCA